Messenger RNA from Ceratosolen solmsi marchali, 2838 nucleotides. RefSeq names its product DNA-binding protein SMUBP-2-like. Bases 1 to 2643 code for a protein of 880 amino acids. Gene Ontology annotation, molecular function: ATP hydrolysis activity; zinc ion binding; 5'-3' DNA helicase activity. The record is from RefSeq and is a predicted model, not a curated record. Lineage: Eukaryota; Metazoa; Arthropoda; Insecta; Hymenoptera; Agaonidae. The transcript has 8 exons.
AUGGAUCAAAUCAUAACCGUUUUUGUACGUAAACAAUUAAAUUUACUGUUAUUGGAACGAAACGAGAAUUUUACAGAAUUUAUCAAAGACAUUACUCCUGCCAAUGUUUAUAAAUUAGAAUGUAUUGGCCAAGCAUUAUCAAAAUUAGUAAUAACCAAUAUUAUUUACAAAGGUCCCGAACACUUUCAAAUUGACUUGAAACAUGUCGAUGGUUUAUCGUUAGAUCAUAAAUUAUCUAGUGGAGAUUUAAUUGUUUGUAUCAGAUCUAAAGGAAAAGAGCAGAGUAUUAAAGGUGUUAUAAUUGCAAUAGACGUCUCUACAUUAAGUAUUAUUACAAAUAACCAAUAUGAGAAUAUUCAAGAAAAUGAAAGCUUUACAGUUGCUAAAACUGAUUCUACUUUGACAUACAAACGUCAAACAAGAGCUUUAGAAUUUUUGGAACAAAAAGAAUUAUACUCAUCUUGUUGUCUACAAAUCGCUCAGAUUCUUUUUGAUAAUAAUCAAAAUGUAGUACAUAAUCUUAUAACGGCGAAAGAUCCAAUUCCAAAGAAUUGUUUAAAUAAUGAAGGCAGUUUAAAAUAUGCAAACGAAAAUCUUGUUAAAGACCAAAGAUCGGCUGUAGAAUUUGCUCUUAAACAACGAUAUUUUGCCGCUAUUCAAGGUCCACCAGGUACUGGAAAAACAACAACUUUAAUAGAAAUAAUUUUACAGUUACAUCGAAUAGGCAAAAAGGUUUUGAUUUGUGCACCAACUAAUGUAGCAGUGGACAACUUAGUAGUACGCCUCGGUGAAACAGAAUUAAAACCUUUAAGACUCGGCCAUUUGUCAAGAAUAUCAGCGGAUGCAAUUAAAUACUCAUUAGAUUCGUAUUUGGAAAAAGAUGAUGAUAUUGUCAUAUUAAAAGACAUAACAAAAUCGAUAAAGGAUAUUGAAUUAAAUAUUGAAAGUAAUAAGAGCAAAUAUCUAUUUAAAGAAACGAAAGCAUUAAAAAAAGAGUAUAAAAAAAGGUUUAUUAGACUCACUAGCGAUAUUUUGAGAAAAUGUUCGGUAAUAUUGUGCACUUUAAAUUCAGCAUCACCCUAUGACAGUCAAUUGCAACAUGUUCCAAAAGAUUAUUUUGAUGUUCUGAUUGUCGAUGAAGCGUCGCAGGCAAUGGAAGCAUCGAUGUGGAUCGCUAUACCAAAUGCUCCAAAACUUAUUCUUGCUGGAGAUAUAAAUCAACUACCACCAGUUGUCAUGUGCGAGGAAGCAAUAAAGGGUCAUUUGAAUAUUAGUCUUAUGGAACGAGCGAUCAAAAAAUUAAACGAUGACUGCUUUAUUACAUUAACAAGACAAUUUCGAAUGAAUGAAAAAAUUAUGGCUUGGUCGAAUAAGAAAUUUUAUAAUAAUAUUCUUGAAGCAGACAAUUUGGUAAAAAAUCAUUUAUUAAAGGAUCUGAGUCAUGUUAAACAAAAGGACCAUUUCACAAACGAAGCUGUUAUAUAUAUUGAUACUUGUGGAUGCGAGUGUGAGGAGUAUAAUACUGGUAUAGAAUUUGAAUCAAAAGGGAAUUUAGGUGAGGUGGUUAUAGUAGACAAAAUCGUUACAAAUUUAGUAAAGGCAGGUGUGACGCAUAAAGAAAUUGGUGUGAUUACUCCUUAUGCAUUACAAGUCGAUUUUAUUCAUAAAUCAUUUAUGGCCAAAUCAUUAAAUGUCGAGGUCAGUACGGUCGACGGUUUUCAAGGAAGAGAGAAAGAAGUUAUAGUAUUUUCAUUAGUAAGAAGCAAUCAAGAUCGAGAACUGGGUUUCGUUACCGAUUUUAGGAGGCUGAAUGUUGCAGUCACAAGAGCAAGAAGAUUACUAAUAGUUAUAGCGGAUAGUGAAACUAUGGAAAAAGAUGAAUUAAUUUUGAGUCUUUUGAAGCAUAUCGAAGAGAAUGGCUUGUUGCAGACUGCGGAAGAAUAUUUGUCUAAUACAAUCGAUAGUGAAAUAGAGCAGAUUACAAAUAUUUCGCAAAGCAACUUAAGGCAUAAAGUAAAGCCAAAAGUAAAAUCUUUAAAACAGGAAAAUAAUAAAAAGCCUAAAACUUCUGAAAUGAAAGAUAAAAAAAGAUUUGAUGAUAAAAUAAGAGAAGUCGUACCAAAAUUGAGAAAUAAAGGAAGUUCGAGUGAUUCGAUAAUAAAUACGAAUAUAAAUAAAUACAAUAUAUUUGAAGCCAUUGACGGAACCGAGUUGGAUGAAGAAGCACAAAAAUCAGAAGAAACUUUUAAAUUACCGGAUUCUGAUGUCUCGCACAAUUUAAAUAGAAAAGAAAGGCCAAAGAAAAAACAAGAUGACAUAGAGAAUAAAUCCAAUGAACAUAAAAAAAUGGAUGAUUUUGAUAAAAUCAUUGACGAGUUUAAAAAAUCUAAUUCUAUUUGCUCGUUCAAUGGAUGUAAAAAAUCAACUAAUCUUAUAAAACUUGUUUGUGAAUUUUGUAAAAAGUGGUUUUGCUUAGAACAUGGUAUGCAAGAAAUUCAUGGUUGUGGCAAUGCUAUUCGUCGAAAAGAACAAAAGGCAUUUAAACGCAGAAAAUUAAAAACUAUUACAAAGCAAGAUAAGGAAAAAUUUUCACAAAAACUUAAGAACCUGGAGGAGGCUCGUAAGCCUAACAAAAGAACGUAAAAUAGUUACUUUUGAUUCAUAUAAUGAAAAUAAAUUUGUUUUGUUUUGUCUAUGCGACAAAUUUUUUUAUUUAUUUUUUUUUUAUUAAAAAUACUUAUUUACAAAGUUUAUCUCAAUUACGAUUCACCAUACCUUCUUAAAUUAUAUAUAGUAAAUUCUUCCAAAAAUCAAUUUAUUAAAAAAUAAUAUGGCUAG